Pediculus humanus corporis (human body louse) is the source of this 357-nucleotide messenger RNA. Its product is annotated as 60S ribosomal protein L36, putative. Gene Ontology annotation, cellular component: cytosolic large ribosomal subunit; ribosome. Gene Ontology annotation, biological process: cytoplasmic translation. The record is from RefSeq and is a predicted model, not a curated record. The coding region runs from base 1 to 357 and encodes 118 amino acids. Gene Ontology annotation, molecular function: structural constituent of ribosome. Lineage: Eukaryota; Metazoa; Arthropoda; Insecta; Psocodea; Pediculidae. The transcript is spliced from 2 exons.
AUGGCUCCACCGCGAUAUGAAAUGGCCGUUGGCCUUCAAAAAGGCCACAAAACAACAAAAAUUGUCGUCAGCCGUAAAAAAACGGCCACGAAAACUCACAAAUUUAAACCGUCUCGUUUAAAAGGAAGGCAAACGAAACACGGGAAAUUCAUAAGAGAUUUAAUUAGAGAAGUUGUCGGUCAUGCUCCAUAUGAAAAAAGAGCCAUGGAAUUGUUGAAAGUAUCCAAGGAUAAAAGAGCUCUUAAGUUUUUAAAGAAAAGGCUGGGAACUCACAUCAGAGCGAAGAGAAAGAGAGAAGAAUUAUCUCACAUAUUAACACAAAUGAGAAAAGCUCAAACACAACAACAUGCCAAGUAA